Pundamilia nyererei is the source of this 869-nucleotide messenger RNA. Its product is annotated as C3a anaphylatoxin chemotactic receptor-like. Gene Ontology annotation, biological process: inflammatory response; complement receptor mediated signaling pathway; positive regulation of cytosolic calcium ion concentration. Bases 1 to 768 code for a protein of 255 amino acids. Gene Ontology annotation, molecular function: complement receptor activity; G protein-coupled receptor activity. Gene Ontology annotation, cellular component: plasma membrane. The record is from RefSeq and is a predicted model, not a curated record. NCBI's taxonomy places the organism in Eukaryota, Metazoa, Chordata, Actinopteri, Cichliformes, Cichlidae. The transcript has a single exon.
AUGUUUGCCAGCAUCUUUACUCUGACAGCUAUAAGUUUGGAUCGUUGUUUGUCCAUCUGGGUGGUGGUGUGGGCACAGAACAAACGCACAGUCUGCAAAGCUCGGCUCAUAUGUGUUGGUAUCUGGGUGACUGCUGCGAUCUGCAGCACUCCAUAUGCCACUUUUCGCACCGUGUCAGGAGAUAAUGGGACAUAUUACUGUGGUUAUUCUAUGACACAUGAACAAGAAUGGAGUCUCCACAUUUUUCGCUUUGUUAUGGGCUUUGUGAUCCCUUUCCUGGUAAUAGUCGUCUCUUAUGUGGCCAUAGGGAUCCGUGCAAUGCGCAUGCAGAGAACAAGGAGAAGGAGAUCUCGCCGAAUCAUUUUCUCCAUCAUUUUUGCAUUCUUCAUCUGCUGGUUACCCUUCCAUGUUUUUAACUUUAUAGAAUUAAAGGCUGUGAAUAACCCAGACCUCAGGAACAUUGUUAGAAUCAUGGGUCCUCUGACUGUGAGUCUGGCUUUUCUGAACAGCUGCCUGAACCCCAUCCUCUAUGUUUUCAUGUGUGAAAAAUUCACGAAGAAGCUUCGGCAGUCCGUAUGUUUUGUACUUGAGAGUGCUCUGGCAGAGGACCACGUGUCAUUUAUCUUCACUCACUCCAUGUCAUCAACAUUUUCAAGGAUUUCCCGAAAGUCAGAUGCUGCCACGACUUUAGAGAAGAUCAACCCAGCUGCUUUUGAAUCCUGCACAGAAAGCAAAGUAGUCAUCACUGACAAGACACUUAGCACUUAAUAAGAUCUCACCAAUAGAUGAUGAAAUAAAUCAAUAAUGCAAGACGUUCAUCUCAUCUCUUUGAAACAUACAGUAUAAUGUUGGUACCCUGGCUCUGAUUA